AUGGAGAGACACCCGCACGGAGGAGGAUCAACACAGCUCAGUGACUUAUCCAGAGACGCUGAACUGAAAGUGAAGAGUCAGACAGCCCUGCGCAACAGGCCUUUUUAUCUCAGGCGGUGGCCAGUGACACACCUGGACACGCAGUGGACCAGUGACACACCUGGACACGCCCUGGACCCGCCCUGGACCAGGUCAAGCCUGGACGCCGUGGACCAACCAGUAUCACUGAAGUACAAUAAUACUGAGUUGUUUCAUCAAGGCGGAUAA
This is a messenger RNA of Knipowitschia caucasica, 267 nucleotides long. NCBI's taxonomy places the organism in Eukaryota, Metazoa, Chordata, Actinopteri, Gobiiformes, Gobiidae. The record is from the annotation of a GenBank genome assembly.